AACUUUUCCACCGGCAGAAAGAUAAUUUUUGUUCUAGCAGCGGGAUGCGAAGGUUGCGAGUGACUCUCCAAGAUACCCAAACCAAAGAUGUCGAAUUCCUCGCCGGAAUUCCUCCGAUUCUCUGGCCACCGGGCCUUCACCCAGCGGGUGGUCCUGUCUACGCUGACCGGUCGGCCCGUCCACAUCGCAAAAAUCCGAAGCUCGUCGCCGACGAAUCCCGGCCUGGCCCCUCAUGAGAUCUCGUUCCUGCGCCUCAUGGAGGCCGUCACCAACGGCAGCUCCAUGCAAAUUUCAUACACGGGUACAACAAUCACCUACCACCCGGGUCUGGUUACCGGAACCAUUGCUGGCUUUGGAGCCUCGGACGGAGAUGUCAUUGAGCACAACAUUCCCAUGACCUGCACCCGCGGCGUCACCUACUUCCUCUUGCCGCUCUGCCUCCUGGCACCCUUCUCGAAAGCGCACAUGAAUGUUCGGUUUACCGGACCGGGCGUCAUCACAUCAUCUACCGAGACGGGCGAUAUCUCCGUCGACUCCUUCCGAACCGCCAUUCUCCCUCUCUUCGGCCUCUUCGGCAUCCCUCCCGCGCGCAUAGAGUUGAGGGUGUUGCAGCGUUCAUGCGCUGGACCUGGUGGACGAGGAGGCGGUGGAUGUGUUGAGCUACGAUUUGCGAGCCAAGUGCGGUUACCCAAGACGCUGCACCUGAACCGCAGCCCUGGGCGCAUAAAGAGGAUACGAGGUGUCGCGUACUGCACAGGAGUCUCUGCGUCCAACAACGCGCGCAUGAUCCAUUCCGCGCGAGAAGUCCUGAACCCUUUCGUGUCCGAUAUCCACGUCGCCGCCCAAUACGACCAAGCACCGCUCGUCUCCACAGGCGACAAGGCAGGAAGCAAGCGACGGCUGGGCAUUGGCUUUGGACUGAGCUUGGUGGCCGAGUCCAGCGCAGUGGGAGUCAUCUAUUCUGCGGAUGUCGUCGUCCCGCCGGAGGGUGGAGUCGUCCCUGAAGAAAUCGGCAAGCGAUGCGCCCACCAGCUCCUGGAGACCAUUGCGCAGGGUGGCUGCGUCACCAAGGUGUCGGCCAGGACGAUUCUUGUGCUGAUGGCAAUGGGAUCAGAAGAUGUCGGCCGUCUGCGGAUAGGCAGGGACGUUAUUGGCACGGAGGAGUUGGUGGGAUUGGCGAGAGAUUUGAAGACCUUUGGAGCGAGCAGCUGGGGCUUGAGGGAUGUGGAUGACGAGACGGACGAUAUCAUUGUUUCUGUAAAGGGAUCUGGCGUUGGCAACGUGGGUAGGAAGAUAGCGUGAAAGCACCACAUUUCAAUAUUCAAAAUGAUACACACCCAC
Messenger RNA from Ilyonectria robusta, 1341 nucleotides. RefSeq names its product RNA 3'-terminal phosphate cyclase/enolpyruvate transferase. NCBI's taxonomy places the organism in Eukaryota, Fungi, Ascomycota, Sordariomycetes, Hypocreales, Nectriaceae. The coding region runs from base 88 to 1302 and encodes 404 amino acids. Gene Ontology annotation, cellular component: nucleolus. Gene Ontology annotation, molecular function: RNA endonuclease activity. Gene Ontology annotation, biological process: ribosome biogenesis; endonucleolytic cleavage of tricistronic rRNA transcript (SSU-rRNA, 5.8S rRNA, LSU-rRNA). The transcript has a single exon. The record is from RefSeq and is a predicted model, not a curated record.